Bufo gargarizans (Asiatic toad) is the source of this 2946-nucleotide messenger RNA. RefSeq names its product beta-1,4-N-acetyl-galactosaminyltransferase 1 (gene B4GALNT1). Gene Ontology annotation, biological process: ganglioside biosynthetic process. Gene Ontology annotation, cellular component: Golgi membrane. Lineage: Eukaryota; Metazoa; Chordata; Amphibia; Anura; Bufonidae. The transcript is spliced from 11 exons. Bases 26 to 1660 code for a protein of 544 amino acids. Gene Ontology annotation, molecular function: hexosyltransferase activity. The record is from RefSeq and is a predicted model, not a curated record.
UACAGCAGGGCGGAGGCAGAGACGGAUGCGAGCUAGAAGUAAAGCGCAGAGGUCGCCGACAAUUCCAUUAGGACGGAGAAUGCGGGCCAAGAGAAGUCUGUGCCUUUUUAUGGUAGUCGUGUUGCCAAUAUCCCUACUCUGCUUUCACAUGUGGAGCAAGACUGAAAAGGUGGUAGCUGUGUGGAACAGAGAAGCCCCUGAGGAUGUACUGAAUAGCGGUCUAUUGCAUCCACUUAAAAAAUAUGCUGGGAUGUCCUUAAAAUGGAAUAAUGAAGUGCUACGACUCUUGCCAAAGAACAACUGCAGAUGUGAAGUGGAGGCAACUAUGGACUUUCCCUUCAGACGAGAGUUAUUAGGAAAACCUUACGCGGUGAACUUUACAGAAGAUAUGGAGCCUUCUGUGCUUGAUGAACUGUACAAGAGAAGAGAGCUGGAACACAAAACGUUUAAGAUGAGAUCCUUUAGUCCAGCAGACAAGAUUAUUAUUGCAGAAGCAAAUUCUCCAUUGCAGUACCCCGUUCAGGGUGUGGAAGUCCGUCCUCUGAAGACAAUACUCAUUCCAGGACUUAGUUUGCUGGAUCUCAAAAAGAAAAACUCUUAUCAGGUGAGCUUGUCAUGCAUCAUGGGAACCUUCAACAUAGCUGCAGAAGUGGACAGUGUCACAACAAAAGGCGCAGGAGAAAAACAAAUCGCAUUAUCAAGCCCCUUGUUGGAUAAUCUCAACUGUCAGCUUCAGUUAAUUUCUUAUACCAACACUGUAUUCCACCCAAACACUGUGGACACCGUCCAGUUUCAGAGUGGUGGGCAUACAACUACAUUUACCAUUAAGGUCCGUCAUCCCAUCAUCCCGAAGCUAUAUGAUAUGGGACCGAGUAAAUCGAAGUACAAUAUCAGCGCCCUGGUCACCAUAGCAACUAAAACGUUCCUUCGCUAUGAUAAGCUGCAAGAUUUGAUUGAAAGCAUCAGGAAAUUUUAUCCGACGGUGACCAUAAUAAUUGCCGAUGACAGUGAGAAGCCACAGAAGGUCGAGGGACCCUUCAUCGAACACUACAUCAUGCCCUUUGGGAAGGGGUGGUUUGCUGGUAGAAACCUGGCCGUCUCCCAAGUAACCACAAAAUAUGUGUUAUGGGUCGAUGAUGAUUUCCUCUUUUGUCCUCAAACAAAGAUUGAAAAACUAGUGGACGUCUUAGAGAAGACGAGCUUGGAUCUGGUUGGUGGUGCUGUAAGAGAAAUUACCGGAUAUUACACAACAUUCCGCCAAACUAUCAGUGUUGUCCCUGGAGACAAGGAAGGCGACUGUCUUAAGACCAUUCAGGGUUAUCAUCAUGUCAUCGAAGGCUUCCCUAACUGUGUGGUGGCAGAUGGCGUGGUCAACUUCUUUCUGGCACGGACAGACAAGGUUUUAAAAGUUGGAUUUGACCCUCGGUUAUCUAGAAUUGCUCAUUUAGAAUUCUUCGUAGAUGGACUUGGCACCCUUCAUGUGGGCUCCUGUGAUGACGUUGUUGUUAACCAUGCCUCCAAAAUACACCUCCCAUGGUCCAAUACAAAAAGUGACAAAGCAUAUUCGAAAUUUCGUUAUCCCAAAUCCUUUUCCAAAUUCAAUGUUCAACAUCUGCUCUUUUACUUCAAGAACCACUUCAAGUGCAUGACUGGGAACUGAAUGGUCCGUAGGGAAGGACCUGGGGUAGAUUUUUUUAGUUUGUACAAUAUCUAGAUGACUGGCUGCAUUCAGAAUCGGCGAUAUUUCUGGAGAAUUUUUCUACCAUCAGAUUCCUGUACCGCAAUGGGAAAAAAAUACUUUAUAGAGACCAAGACAUGGAGUCAGAAGGAGGAAUUGUAUGGGGUUUAAGGAAAUGUUGCACUGCACAUAUAGCUUGGAAAUAAAGGGAUCUCUGUUUUACAAAAUCAACCGAGAAGAUGGUUUUAGUAAAACUAGGUACAGUUAGUAAAAAUGCUGCUAAUUAAAAUUCUAAUUCGAAUGCUGAAAAGAAUUGCACAUAACGGUAGCAUUUUAUCACUGCACUGAAAAAAAUGUAUAUAUCUCUAUAGUCACACUGAGUCACUCUGCUAGAUACACCAUGAAGCGGCUCUUUCACUGGGCAAUCAUAAACGGAGGAGGACUAUAAGAGAAUAAGGAAUAUCUAUUGGCUCAAUGCACAACUCUGCCACCACCGGAAGACUGCCUAACGUUACAAAGCAUUUAUUAUGGGCAUGUAAUUGGCUACCAGCAUGAGACUGCCUGGUUUACUCCAUUUAUUAAUCUGUCCAUUUCAAUAUAGGUGGCACGUUCUUCACUUCAGCUACAAAAUGGUGUUCCUUAAUUAUUGUGCGUACACUGGCGAUGACUUUGUACUCUUCGAGAUCUGCAUUGAUGAAUUAUCAAAGGGUCUGUUUGCUUUCAGACAUUUUACGAUUUAGCUUUUUUCAUGUUUUUGUAUUUGUUUGAAAGAGAACUACCAGAAUAAGGCUCUAGUGUAUAUGAGAAAUGGUGAGAAGGUCCAGUUCUGCUCCUAUGACAUUUCUUUGAAUGUCUGAAGAUCCUGAAUAAACUUGCAUAAUAGACUAGAUCCAAUUAAUGUAGUUUUCCAGGAGUUGAAUACUAUCCUCAGUAUAGGUCACCAGUAUCUGAUCAGUUGGGGCCCGACUCCUGGCAUCCCUGCCGAUCAGCUGUUUCUAGAGGCUUUUAUUCUCCAGUGAGUGCCGCGGCCACGUUACAGCAUACCAAGCACAGCGGAAUACAAUGUAUAGCAGCUGCACUUUGUAUUGCUGUCCAUUUACCUGAAUGGACUGAACUGCACAUAGCCCAUGACCUCAAUGAGGGACGUCAUUGGCCUAGGAAGAGUCUGUAGCGCCCGUACACUCACCAAUCAGAUACUGAUGAGAUAUCCUGAGGAUAGGUCAUCUAUAGCAGUGUUUCCCAACCAGUGUGCCUUCAGCUAUUGCAAA